Blepharisma stoltei is the source of this 1248-nucleotide messenger RNA. The record is from the annotation of a GenBank genome assembly. NCBI's taxonomy places the organism in Eukaryota, Ciliophora, Heterotrichea, Heterotrichida, Blepharismidae.
AUGAGUUGCUGAGAAUCAAACUGCUCUGCAAGGCCGACUUUUGUUUGCCCAUGCUCAGGCACAGGGGUAUAUUCAUGUGAAGCUCAUUUAAUAGAGCACCUUAAGCUUAAGUCUCAAAAUCCACACCAACCUGAACCUCAAUCAUUCAAUUCUUACUCUGAAACAAAGCAAGUAAUAUGUGAUUAUCUAAUGAAAAGGAAUUCAGAUUUAAGUAACUAUCAGUCAAGAGUAAUUGAUGCAACUGCCCAAAAAAUAAAGCAGCUUAAAUCUCAACUAGAAGUCGCAAUUGAUGAAUUCCAAAGAGUUAUUAAAGAAAAUACAGUUUUAAUAGAAAAAGUCAUUUUGGCUGAAAAUUUGCCAAAAAAUGAUGAAAUUAACAAAAUUUUAUUCUCACAGCCUGAUGAAGCGUUGAAAAUUAUAUCAACUUUAAGUUGAAUAGAUAAAGAAAAAUUGCCUGAUUAUAUUCAAUGUAAAUUUGAUAGUCCAGAAGAGAGAAAUGAAAUUAAUAUAUUUCGUGACAAUACCAAAAAAUUAUUGAGGGUUAAUCUAAACGACCUUUCGCAUAAAGAAAUUGAAAUUCCAAUAGAGCAUAAUGCUACUGUUUGGCUAUCAAUAUGCAAGCUCCCAGAUAACAACCUUUUUUGCUUUCAAGGAAUCAAUGCCUAUUCGUCGCCGACGUUCAUGAUAUAUGAAGAUAAUAGUAUCAGAUAUCUUACUAGUAGACCAAAUCUCUGUAGAUAUGCAAGUGCUAUUUAUUAUGAAAACGAAGUAUAUUCCUUUGGAGGAAACAAUGAUUUUGGAUAUGUGACAACUCCAGAGAAAUACAAUAUAUCAGAAAAUAAGUGAUAUAAAAUACCACAAAAUCUUAGUGUAGGCUCAAUAUCAUGCAACGGGUUUUCGUAUAAAGAUAAAAUAUUCUUUGUAGGGCUCAACCAUGCAAAAAUUUAUAUUUAUCAUGUCUCUCAAAAUAAAUAUUCAGAAAUACCAAUAAAUUUAACUCCAAAUGCAGUCAAGAUUUUGCAUUUAAUUGGCAAUUGUAUUUAUGUGAUUGAAAGCAACUCUAAGAUAUACGAAAUUGAUGCCGAUGAUAUACAGAGAUGAAGGAUUGCUGGGACUUCUCCAUCUUUUGGGCGACCUGUUUCUCAUUUUGUUCAACUUAAAAAUUCUGUUUACUUUAUGGAUAACAACUCUUAUAUAAUGAAUUUUGAUUUGGCGUCAAAAUCUGUCAGGCAAGUGAAGCAAAUAUAA